Molecule: messenger RNA, 7089 nt
Organism: Erpetoichthys calabaricus (reedfish)
Lineage: Eukaryota; Metazoa; Chordata; Cladistia; Polypteriformes; Polypteridae
Gene: cntnap3
Product: contactin associated protein family member 3
Exons: 24
Coding region: 63-3989 (1308 amino acids)
Molecular function (GO): calcium ion binding
Source: RefSeq, a predicted model, not a curated record
GGACGCAUCGGAGAGAAAGCAGCAUUCACUUCUCGCAGCCACAGCUUUACUGUCUGCAAGCCAUGGAUACUGUUCCUAAACGGAAGCUAGGAUUUUUCACUUUCUUUUUAUACCUUUGGAACCCGUUUCUGGUCGCAGCAAACAACAAUUGUGAUGAUCAGCUGGUAUCUACAUUACCCCUAACAUCCUUCAAUAGUUCAUCACAGCUGUCAAGCAGCCAUAGUCCUGGAUAUGCAAAGCUGAACAGACGAGAUGGGGCAGGAGGGUGGUCCCCUUUGGAAUCUAACAAAUAUCAAUGGCUGGAAAUUGACUUGGGAGAAAGAACUGAAAUAAGUGCUGUCGCCACUCAAGGAAGAUAUGGAAGCUCAGACUGGGUGACAAGUUAUUUUCUAAUGGUUAGUGAUACAGGAAAAAACUGGAAACAGUAUCGACAAGAAGAAAGCAUAUGGGCCUUUUCUGGAAAUACAAAUGCUGACAGCGUCGUACAGUAUAAACUACAACAGCCUGUUAUUGCAAGAUUUCUGAGAUUUGUGCCUCUUGACUGGAAUGCAAAUGGGAGAAUAGGGAUGCGAGUUGAGAUUUAUGGAUGCCCAUACAAUUCUGAUGUGGCAAGUUUUGAUGGCAGCAGCUCAUUACUCUUCAGGUUCACUCAAAAGUCAAUACGAACAGUAAAGGAUGUGAUUUCUAUGAAGUUUAAGACAAUACAAAAUGUCGGGGUUAUCUUACAUGGUGAAGGACAGCAUGGAGAUUACAUUAUGCUGGAGCUACAGGAAGGAAAAUUGGCACUGCACAUCAAUUUAGGGGGCACAAGAGCGUUUUCACCUGACACUCAUACGCUGGUAACUCUUGGGAGCCUCUUGGAUGACCAGCACUGGCAUUCAGUUCUUAUCGAACGAAUUAACAAGUUUGUUAAUUUCACUGUGGAUAAAAACACUAUCCAGUUCCAAAUUAAAGGAAACCAUGAUCACUUGCAUAUCGAUUAUGAGCUCAGCUUUGGAGGUGUCUCAUCUCAAGGAAAACCGGGCACUUUAUUGAGGAAAGGCUUUCAAGGAUGCAUGGAAAAUAUACUUUAUAAUGGUGUGAACAUUAUUGAUCUUGCCAAAAGACAAAAGCCACAGAUGCAAACUGAGGGUAAUGUAACAUAUUCCUGCUCAGAGCCUGCCAAUGUUCCUGUAACCUUUGGGAGUCCUCGUAGUUAUCUGCUUUUGCCAGGAUCUCCAGUACAAGAAAGUAUAUCUGUAAGCUUCCAGUUCCGCACCUGGAAUAUGGCAGGAUUGCUGCUAACAACUGAACUUUAUCAAAGCUUGGGAAAUAUACAGCUUUGCCUUGUAGAGGGCAAAGUUAGACUAACUCUUUCUAAAUCUGGACGGAUCAUUUCUGAUGUCUCCUCAGGAGUGGCUCUCAGUGAUGGCCAAUGGCAUUCAAUAGAACUUAGUGGAAGGAGAAACCGUUUAAUUUUAAUUAUUGAUAAAGAUGUUUCAAAUGCAUUAUAUGCCCAGUCACCAUUUCAUAUGCAUUCAGGAAGUCAUUACUACUUUGGAGGUUGUCCUGAAGGUAUCAAUAGCCACGAAUGUCAGAAUGAUUUUGCCGGCUUUAAAGGAUGCAUGAGGCUAAUCAUUAUAGACAACCAUCCUAUUGAUCUUAUCCAAGUGCAGCAAAGAAUAAUUGGAAAUUUCAGUGAUUUACAAAUAGACCUAUGUGGAAUUAUAGACAGAUGUACACCAAACUAUUGCGAGCAUGGUGGCACAUGCUCACAGUCAUGGAAUUCUUUCUACUGCAACUGUACCAAUACUGGCUACACUGGAGCAACCUGCCACAGUGCACUUUAUGAGCAGUCCUGUGAAGCUUACAAGCACAAAGGUAAUACAUCUGGCUUGUACUACAUUGAUCUGGAUGGAAGUGGCCAACAAAGGCCACUACUAAUAUACUGCAACAUGACAGAAAAAACAUGGACCGUAGUGCAGCACAACAACACAGAGCUCACAAAAUUGAAAGGCUCCAGUGGGAUCAAUCGACACCAUGUUUACUUUAACUACACAGCCGAUGCAGAUCAGCUUCAAGCCAUAAUAACCCAAGCAGAGUACUGUGAACAGGAACUCUCCUACCACUGCAAAAUGUCACGGCUCUUAAACAAACCAGAUGGAACACCUUUCACUUGGUGGUAUGGAAGAACAAAUGAAUUGCAAGCAUACUGGGGAGGUGCAGAACCUGGAAGUCAAAUGUGUGCUUGUGGAUUAAACCGAGAUUGCAUUGACACAAACCGUUAUUGCAACUGUGAUUCUGACAGAAAAGAAUGGACAAAUGACACUGGUUAUCUCUCUUACAAAGAUGAUUUGCCUGUGACAGGAAUUAUAAUUGGUGACUUAAACCGGCCCAAUUCUGAGGCUGCUUACAGAGUUGGAAAUUUUCAGUGUUACGGUGACAAGAAUUUUUGGAAUUCAGCCUUCUUCAGUACAGAGACAUCCUACCUUCAUUUCCCAACGUUUCAUGCUGAACUAAGUGCCGACAUUUCAUUUUUCUUCAAAACAACAGCCUCAUCUGGAGUGUUUUUGGAAAACCUAGGAAUUAAAGAUUUCAUUAGGAUUGAAUUAACUUCACCUUCAGAAGUUUCAUUUUCAUAUGAUGUUGGCAACGGGCCUUUUGAUGUCAGCAUCAGGACCCCUACAGCUCUUAAUGACAAUCAGUGGCACUAUGUCAAGGCUGAGAGGAACGUUAAGGAAUCCAGUCUUCAAGUGGAUCAGCUUCCACCACGUACCCAAGAGGCACCAUCAGAUGGGCACAUUCACUUACAGCUAAACAGUCAGCUUUUUGUGGGAGGCACUGCCUCAAGGCAGAGAGGAUUUCUUGGAUGCAUCCGUUCUUUACAAUUAAAUGGGGCAACACUAGACCUUGAAGAAAGAGCAAAGAUUACGCCCGGAGUGAAUCCUGGAUGCCGUGGACACUGCAGUAGCUAUGGCAGUCUUUGUCAAAAUAAUGGGAAAUGCAUUGAAAAAUACAAUGGAUUCUCAUGUGAUUGUAGCUCAUCUGCUUACACAGGACCAUUCUGUAAGAAAGAGAUAUCUGCAUAUUUUAAAGCCACAACAUCAGUGAUGUAUAUGUUUAAAGAACCAUAUGAAAUGAACAAAAAUUCAACAACACAAUCCUCUGCCAUCUACUCAGACAUUACUCUACGAAAGGAGAAUAUUGCCUUCAGUUUUCGUACAACACAGACACCAUGCUUACUCUUGUAUGUUACAUCAUCACACAAGGAAUUUUUUGCUGUAACACUCAAUAAAAAUGGCCAUUUGCAAAUCAAAAUCAAGCUGCAUAAUAGCAAAGAUGCGGAAGUUUUCAAAAUCAAUUUCCGAAACCUUGCAAAUGGACAGCUUCAUAAAAUAAAAAUUCAUCGAGAAGCUGGAGAUCUUUCUGUGCAGAUUGACCAUUACCCCAGAGAGCAGUUUAGUCUUGUUGCAGAUACCGAAUUUAAUGCUAUCAAAUCCAUUUUUCUUGGAAAAGUUUUUGACAGUGAUGACAUGGACCAGGAGAUUUCACGAGUAAAUGCUCUUGGAUUCACAGGUUGCCUUUCAGCUGUACAAUUCAAUCACAUUGCACCCUUGAAGGCCGCACUACUGUACUCCAUGUUGUCCCCAGUCAUUGUCAAAGGACACCUGGCACAGUCAACUUGUGGGGCUUACUCGUCUACUGACCCCUCAUCGAUUGAGACAUUGCAUUCUCUGUCAGAUCAUUCUGGCCCCAUAGAUGAGGGAGAGCCAAUAGCCAAUGCAAUUAGAAGUGACUCUGCUCUUAUUGGAGGUAUAAUAGCUGUUGUGAUAUUUGUAAUCCUCUGUGUCAUCGCAAUAAUGGCACGGUUUUUGUAUCAACGGAAGGAAACAUAUCAGAACAGAGAUACCAAGGGACAACAACACGAUGAAACGGCAGACCUCACAUUUAGAAAUGAUGUACAUUCACAAAACGCAUUAAGUGAAUCGCAGAGAGAAUACUUUAUUUGAGGAAUGGUUUGCUUUUACUUCUUAAGCCACAAAACAAUCAGCAUUAACAAAGAGUGCAAAUGCUUUGCCAAGACUACCUGGAGGCAUAUACCUGUAUUGUGCAAUAUGAUUCAGAAUCAUGAACAGCUGAUUACUUUUGGUUGUCCAACCGCUAUCAAUGAAAUUGUGCAAAAGUAUAAGUGUUCAUUCAUUGUAUGUUUUUGUACAUAUCAUGUAUUCCUGCUUUAAACUGUGCUAUUCAUAAGACGCUGUGGUAUUUUACUUCAUCUAGUGUAACAAUUAUGUAAAAUAUAAAUGUUGCUAUGUUUGUACCAAACAGAAAUAAUUCAAUAUAAUUUUCUCCCCAAAGUAAUCUUAUUUAGUGUGGCCAAAUAUGGUUUUAAAGCAUAUCAGUUAAUUUAAAUAUCAAAAAUCCUAUCUAUAAGUGCAUAGCCAUUAAUCCAUAAUGAAUUCCCCUCAAACCUUAUAAAGACCACAGAGAAAAAAUGGCAGCGUAACUUGAAUUAGAAAUGUCAAUCUGAUUGUUUUAUAGGAUGUACAAUUACUACUGUGACUUAAUAUUGUUUAAAAAACUGAAGUGAGUGAGAAUUUGUGAGCUACGCUAAGCUGAAUGGUCUUUAUUCAACAAAAUGUGGCUUAUGGUGUUAUACUUUGUGAUUGUUUAGGCACUGUGGAAAUUCAGAAUAAACAAUACAAGAAUUACUGAAAAAAUAAAAUGAUGUUGAGAUGAGAGAGGUGACAGCAAAUUUAAUAUGAGAAAGGGAGCAAUUUGGUUGCUAGCCCUCAAUAUGAACUUUAAGUGACAGAGGAACCAAACUCCAAACCGGUAAAAAUUAAUUUUUACAUGUAUAAAUUUGACAUUUUUUAAAAUCUAGAGAUGUGUAAAUAUCUCUGCAGUCAAUGAGGUGGAGACUUUUUAAUUGUUAAGUUAAUUUUAUUUUAGGAAAUGCAAGGUGAGAAAUAGUCAACCAGACGUUUUUGCUGUUAAUUUCUUUUUUUUUUUCUUAUGCUCUUAUCUUGAAUAACUUAAGCUGAUGUCACAUUACAUGACUUUUAGCUGAAGGGGACGACUGCAGUGGCUGAAUUUGUCACCUAAGUAUGUAAAGUUACGUGACUAGAAUCACUGGGGACAUCAGAUUUCUCAACUGCAUAACAACUUUCCAGCACAAUUUCAUGUUUCCAAAGUAUCGCAAGCUUGCCCCUUUUUCUGACAACCAAUGACAUGCUGCCUAACGGAGCCAGUGUUCAUUCAAAGGGUUUACAGGCAAUGGAAGGUGCAACUUCGGGACAUUUUUUUUUUCUGUUUUUUUCCAUUUUGCCAUGAUCCAAAACACACUCAUUCCUUAUUCCUCAUUGUUGUACUGUAUGCAUGGUACUUCCACGUGAGCAUGCACCGGUUCUCAAUUCUCAUACUCUCCAAAACUUAAUACAAAAUCAAACCUGUUUGAUUUUGUCUGCUUGAGUCACAUACAUUGUAGAGUUUGUCACACUACAAGACCAUGGGGGGUCACGGGAAUGCGCCACAACUGUCCCUAAAUUGCUAAGAUUAUAAUUAAGGAAUCUGUGACUUGAAAUCAUUAAAAAAGUCGUGUAAUGCAACAUGGCCUUAAGUGGACCAAUAGGACAACUGAUAGGAUUUGAGUCAAAGAGUCCAAGUCAUUUUGAAAGUCAUCGCUAAGAUGGUGUACGGAUUUUAAUGGGAAAUGCGUACCAAAAGUUUCUAUCCAAGUUUUCUGGGUUUUACAUGAAUCAGUAUGCCGAGUUUCACUCCAGUUCCUUUCUGUGCAGGAUCCACAUAAUUUAACUUUAUUUUUCCUUUCCAGAGACAUCAGAAAAAAAACUCUGAAUACACUUCUGAGCUUGUCUGGGAUUUAUUUCGUUUGGCUAAUAUAUGGACAUUAAAUUAACCAAAUACUGUAAGAUAAGAGGAGAACAGAGUCCUUUUUAAAAUUCUUAUUUUUAUUUUGUUUAAUGUUAGUCAGUGCAGUUCAGGACUAUCUUAUAAAGAGACAAUUUAGCAAAAUUCCCAGCUGUAACAACAGCAGUACAGAGUCUGCCUUUUUGUAUUCCAAGUGGAAGCAGAUUAUUUCUUCGGUGAAUUGCACUACUGUAAGUACUAGGACUACAAUGCAGUACAUUGUGUGCAGAUCCAUUUAGGGAUCAGUGAUGAUGAUGAUGAAUGUUAGAAGUUGGUAAACUAAUUUGUCUUGUACUGUACAACUGUUUUUCUUUUUCCUUUCCGCACUUUAUGAUGAAACAUUUCUAUUGAUUAUUUCUUGAAUAAAAAUGAUUUAUACACUAACAUUUAUUGCUCUUGAUUAUCCCCCACCAAAACAAAACAAGACAACCUUCUCACAAAAGUUCAGGUGAAUCCACAUAGAGAUAGACCCUAAAAAAGCAAGCAAGAUCUCUUCCCAGUUUACAGUUUAGUGUCUUUCUCCCUCCCCAUUCUCUCUUCAAUUAGUGCAAGAUGGCAAUUCGUUUACAUGUACAACCAUUCUCAUCUGUCUAGUACUCAAAUGAAACUGUUGAAACAGUCAAGGAGUUUCAUUUAUAACACAGCCCAUAGCUGAUAACUCAUGAGUGGGUAUUUCUUCCACAAGGGGCCUGAAUUCAAAUCAAGCCUUCUUUGUGAAGUUCUUUUGUCCUUUCUUUCUUUAUUCUGUUACAUUUCCUAAAGUAAGUUUUAUUCCCAUUUUUCAGGCUUAUUAUCAACCCUAAGAUACCUAAGUUUAUGUAUGGGCAUAGACAUACAAGAUUACAUAUUUCAAACUGGAUGGUUUGAAGGGUAUGAUGUUGUACGAUGGAUUGUCCUGGUCAUUCUUCUUAAUUUAUGGAACAAAUAUUAAUUAUUCUAAAGUUAACAAUAGUUGAGCAAUAUUAGAAACAAUACUUUUCAAAAAUGGGUUUAAGUUGUCAGUAUUGUACAUUCACAGUGCAUGAAAGCCACAUCUGUAAACCUCAUGUUCACAUUUUCAUGUGAGAUUCCACCAUUAGCUUUAAGAAACACGGUGAGGUUCAAAGGUCAUUUUAAAUUGUCCCAAUCAGUAUUCCUGAUUGCUUGCUUUUGUAUGAACCUUGAGAUGUACUGGUAAACCAU